GAAGCCGCGGCCCUUCGCCACAGGCUCAGUCGCCGCGCAGUCCCGCCAUGGUUUGCUACAUCUACCAGCUGCCGUCCUGGGUGCUGGACGACCUGUGCCGGAAUAUCGACACGCUCAGUGACUGGGACUGGAUGCAGUUCGCUUCCUAUGUGAUCACAGACCUGACCCAGCUGAGGAAGAUCAAGUCCAUGGAGAGAGUCCAGGGGGUGAGCAUCACCCGGGAGCUGCUGUGGUGGUGGUCCAUGCGGCAGGCCACCGUCCAGCAGCUGGUGGACCUCCUGUGUCACCUGGAACUCUACCGAGCUGCCCAGAUUGUCCUGAGCUGGAAGCCAGUUUCUGAGAGCACAACUCCUCUCCCAACCUUCCCAGAGGCUGUGAAGCCAGGGCCUGUGGCUUCUAGAAGAAACCUCAAGGAUGAACAGGAGAAGGGCCAGCCUGAGAAACCACGCUCCGUUCUGGACACAGGGUCCACCAUGGCUGGGACCCAGUCACACCAGCAUCCAUGCGAGGAGGAUUCCCCUUGUUCCCUGAAAACUGACACACCCGACUCUCCCCAGUCUAAGUGCUGCAGCAUUUCCACGUCCAUCCCCAAGCAGGAAAAGCUUUUGAGUUUGCCUGAAGACAGACUUUCCUGGAGUGAAGCAGAUGUCACCCAAGCAACUGAGGACUUUGACCAAAGCCACCGAAUCAGCGAGGGGACCUUUGCCGAUAUCUACCUGGGACAAAGGAACGGUGUGGCCUUUGCCUUCAAGAAACUCAGGGAGGUGGCCGGCUCGAGUCCAGGGUCCAUGGACAGAUUCCUACAGGCGGAGAUGCAGCUCUGCCUCAGAUGCUGCCACCCCAACGUCCUACCUCUGCUGGGUUUCUGCACUGGAAGACAGUUCCACAGCCUCAUCUAUCCCUACAUGGCAAAUGGCUCUCUGCAGGACAGACUCUGGGCUCAGGGCGACUCAGACACGCUGCCCUGGCCGCAGCGGGCCAGCAUCUGCUCAGGGCUUCUUCUGGCUGUGGAACACCUGCACAGCCUGGACAUCAUACACAGCAACGUUAAGAGUGCCAACGUUUUGCUGGACCAGCAUCUUAACCCCAAGCUGGCUCAUCCAGGAGCUCACCCGUGUCCCAACAAUAAAAAGACCAAAUACACCGUGAUGAAGACUCACCUGUUCCAGGCCUCGGCUGCAUAUCUGCCUGAAAACUUCAUCCGGGUGGGACAGCUGACCAAGCAAGUGGACAUCUUCAGCUGUGGAAUUGUAUUAGCCGAGGUCUUCACUGGCAUCCCUGCGAUGGACAAGGACCGCAGUCCAGUUUACCUGAAGGAUUUGCUUCUCAGUGAGACUCCCCACAGCACUUCCUCGGUGCACUCCAGGAAGACAGGCAUGGGGAAGGCUGUGGUGAAAGAGGUCUGCCAGAAGCAUGUGGAGAGGCGGGCAGGGCCGCUGCCUGAGGCCUGCGAGGAAGCCUGGGCCUCUGCUGUGGGUGUCUGCCUGCAGAGGCGCCACGCCAGUGUGGAGGAGGCAAGAGUCUCCAUGGCUGGGGUGGAGGAGCAGCUCCGAGGGCAGCUGUCCCUCCCCUGGAGCAGGGUUUCUGAGGGCACAGGCUCGUCUUCCAAUACCCCAGAGGAAACGGAUGACGUGGACAAUUCCAGCCUCAGCGUCUGCUCUUCUGCUAUGGUAGUGCCAUCCUGCCCAAGGGUUGCCUCCUCUCCACUCUCCAUGGGAAAUGGAACAGCACAGCCAUCUACCAGUGGGAGCCAGGAGGCAGACUCCUCCUCAGAGGCUUGCCCAGGCCCACAGCCGCCCCAGGACGCUACAGAGACAUCAUGGAAAAUUGACAUCAAUGAAGCCAAAAGAAAACUGAUGGAGAACAUCCUACUCUAUAAAGAAGAGAAACUGGACAGCGUCGAGCUUUUUGGACCCUGAUGACCAGAGCACAGCUGAAGACCCUUAUUCUCCACUGGAUAGACAAAUGUCCAGGCAAGGAAGAGGUCUUUGGCUGCCCAAGGUCUGUUGAGACCCAUACGACUCAAACAUCAGCCUGAAGAGAGGGAGAUAUGGUUUCAUCAGAGUUGAGUGGUAGGGAAGGGGCUAGGGGGGACCUCAGCUUACACAGACACCAUAUCCAGGAAGUACUCCUCCUCUCUGAGACUUCUUAGUCAGAGGGCUAUGAAGUGGAACACCUUGCAUGUGACCCAAGAAUUUCAAUGGUUUUGUGGUUCCAGGGAGCCCAUGUUGAUUACCACCCCAAGAGUUGCUGUUGUCCCAAAAGUUCUUAGUUCUCCACAACGGACAGAGCAAGCCUGCAGCACCCUUGGUGUUUUUCACAGUUAUCAGCUGUCAGUCAUAUUUGCAGACAGCUUUCUGCAAAUUCCCACUUCUUAAAAGACCUUCAGCCGGUGACUCCCCAAUGCUUGACUCAUCUCUCAAGUUCAGAACUAUGAAAGCAAGACAGUUGGCAAAAGACGCUGUAUGCGUUCUCCUUCAGUUGGUGAUGUUGUAAGCCACCAGUAUUUAGGAACUGCCUGCUCUUCACUGUCGACCUCCCAGCACACCCAUAUUUAUUUUAAUGGAGACUCCAAGGUUAUAUGUUAUUUAUAGCUAGGUGAAGAAUCAUGAGAAACAGUCUCAUGUUUGUUUCUGCUGCUAGUUAAGUCAAUCACUCAGUGGGUGGUAACUCAGUAUCCUUGUAAGAUAACCCCUACUCUGUUCUCCCUGGGGAAGAAUAGAGCUACUCUGUUCAGCUCUGGAGAGGACAGGUGCAGUGGCUGUAGAAGCACUUUGAAAACGUAUCUGUUCUGUGUUAUAAAUUAAAUAAAAGGUAUCUAGUUCUUGUUUCUGCCAUAUUGAAAAUGUUUAUGAAGUGACUAUAUUUUUGAAAAGUCAUGUUGCAAACCUUUUUGUAAAACAAAGCUAUUUCUAAUUCACUAUUUAAAAAGAAUUCCACUAUAGUGACAAAAUAAAGAUGUUUGUAAUCUAUCA
This is a messenger RNA of Apodemus sylvaticus (European woodmouse), 2975 nucleotides long. It is a transcript of the gene Irak2, whose product is annotated as interleukin 1 receptor associated kinase 2. The transcript is spliced from 13 exons. Gene Ontology annotation, molecular function: protein kinase activity; ATP binding; protein binding. Lineage: Eukaryota; Metazoa; Chordata; Mammalia; Rodentia; Muridae. Gene Ontology annotation, cellular component: nucleus; cytoplasm; plasma membrane. Gene Ontology annotation, biological process: intracellular signal transduction; protein phosphorylation; interleukin-1-mediated signaling pathway. The record is from RefSeq and is a predicted model, not a curated record. The coding region runs from base 48 to 1919 and encodes 623 amino acids.